Molecule: messenger RNA, 1515 nt
Organism: Lathyrus sativus (Indian pea)
Lineage: Eukaryota; Viridiplantae; Streptophyta; Magnoliopsida; Fabales; Fabaceae
Source: the annotation of a GenBank genome assembly
AUGAAUAUUAUUAUUAAUAUUUUCCUCAUAACCAUUCUCCUUGUAAGAGCAGAAUCAAUUAGCAGAAGAGAUUUUCCAGAAGGGUUUAUCUUUGGAACUGCUUCUUCAGCUCACCAGUUUGAAGGAGCUGUUGAUGAAGGAAACAAAGGAGAUAGCAUAUGGGACACUUUCUCAAGAUUACCAGGGAGAAUUCUGGAUUUCAGUAAUGCAGACAAGGCAGUGGAUCAAUAUCACCGAUUUCAGAAUGACAUAAACUUGAUGAAGGAUUUAGGAAUGGAUUCUUACAGAUUCUCCAUUUCAUGGCCUAGAAUUUUCCCAAAUGGAACAGGGGAACCAAAUACAGAGGGGAUAAAGUAUUACAACACUCUCAUUGAUGCUUUAUUGGAAAAAGGAAUCCAGCCUUAUGUAACUUUGUAUCAUUGGGAUCUUCCACAAAUGCUGGAAGAUAAAUAUGAAGGAUGGUUAAGUACACAAAUCAUAAAAGAUUUUGAGCAUUAUGCAUACACAUGCUUCCGAGCAUUUGGCGACAGAGUUAAGCACUGGAUUACCUUCAAUGAACCUCACAACUUUGCUCUCCAUGGUUACGAUUUAGGGAUUCAAGCACCGGGAAGAUGUUCCCUUCUUGGUCAUAUUCUAUGUAAGAAGGGAAAAUCGUCCACGGAACCUUACAUUGUUGCUCAUAACAUUCUCUUAUCUCAUGCUGCUGCCUACAGAAGUUACCAGCUACAUUUCAAGGAACAGCAAGGAGGUAAAAUAGGGAUAGCUCUAGAUGCUGUUUGGUAUGAACCUAUAACCGAACUUGAUGAAGACAAAGAAGCAGCUGCUAGAGCUAUGGAUUUUUCACUUGGAUGGUUCCUUGAUCCUCUUUUCUUUGGAAAAUAUCCACUCUCAAUGCAAGAGCAUGUAGCUGAGAGAUUGCCACAGAUUACUAAUGCAACCUCAAACUUGCUUGUUGGAUCAUUGGAUUUUAUAGGCAUAAACCACUAUACCUCGCUGUAUACUCGAAAUGACAGGACUCGGAUUCAUAAAUUGAUUAUGCAAGAUGCUAUAUCCGAUGCGGCUGUUAUUACAACCGCAUACAGAAGAGGAGCUGCAAUUGGAGAUAAGGCAGCGUCCAGUUGGCUGCACAUUGUUCCUUGGGGAAUCAGAAAGUUGAUGAAGCAUGUGAAAUGCAAAUAUGGGAAUGCAUCCGUGAUCAUAACCGAAAACGGAAUGGAUGAUCCAGCAGGACCCUUUAUGACCUUAGAAAAAGCAUUAAAUGAUGAUAAGAGGAUAAGAUAUCAUAGAGACUAUCUCUCAAACCUAUCUGCUGCUAUAAGGGAAGAUGAUUGCAAUGUGAAGGGUUACUUUGUAUGGUCAUUGCUUGAUAAUUGGGAGUGGAACUUGGGAUAUACAGUACGAUUUGGACUCUACUAUGUAGAUUUCAAAAACAACCUUACUAGGAUACCAAAAUCUUCUGUGAAUUGGUUCAAAAAUGUGCUCAGAUUUAAAACUGAAAAAAUUAGUGAUAUUUGA